AUGCUUGACCACAUCGGCAUCACUGUUCCAGUAUCGCGUUAUGAAGAAGUCAUCACUUGGUACCUGGCUGCACUUGCACCACUCGGCUACAGCAAACAGAAAGAUUUCCAUGGGCAAGGCGCCGGCCUGGGUCCAGAUAGGUCGAAUAUCGUUUUCUAUAUCGGUGCUAAGGAUGGUGCUGAAGUAGCUGCCACGCAUAUCGCGUUCCGGUGUACAGAUCGAAAGACAGUUGACAUGUUCCAUGAAGAGGCGGUGAAAGCAGGUGGGAAAGACAAUGGAAAGCCUGGUUGGAGACAUCUGUACCACCCAAAGUACUACGCUGCCUUUGCGGUGGAUCCUGUUGGGAACAAUGUAGAAGUCGUGGAUCAUGGUCUUUCCAUAUACGAAGCCCUCUUGGGUCUUUUCAAUGCCACCACUCCGGUCUCACAGACCACCCAAACCUUCGCCGUAACAGCCUCACGUGCGAUACAAACCGACGCGGCAACAAUCUCCCUUUGGGAUCUACUGCCUAAGGCUCGCAAAGAAGCCUAUGAUCGCGGCUUCAAUGCUGGCAAAGGAGAUGGGCACGUUCAAAGCAUCAAGAAGGGCAACGGCGCUGGCUUGACUGAGGAAGGACUGAAGAUGGGGCUGAAGCAAGGCAUGGAAGUCGAAUUGCAGCGCGGCAUCAAGAUGGGAAAAGAAGUCGGCUAUACUGACGGCCUCGUCGAAGGCAUAAGACAGGCGAAAGAAGAGAUCAAGAAACUGGAUGGAAAAGACAGCAGGAGGCACAAACCGGUGGGAGAAGUGACACGAGAGAAAAUUGUUGUGAAGCUACCUCCAGCGCCAACAGAAAGCAUCGCUAAGAAGAGGAAAGACAAGAUGAUGAAGCCCAAGAGUAACGGUGUCGACCCUUUCGCGUCGCUGUUGGGUCUGGUACUCAAGAAGUAG
Messenger RNA from Alternaria atra, 927 nucleotides. RefSeq lists its product as uncharacterized. Bases 1 to 927 code for a protein of 308 amino acids. The record is from RefSeq and is a predicted model, not a curated record. Lineage: Eukaryota; Fungi; Ascomycota; Dothideomycetes; Pleosporales; Pleosporaceae. The transcript is spliced from 5 exons.